Cuscuta epithymum is the source of this 2418-nucleotide messenger RNA. Lineage: Eukaryota; Viridiplantae; Streptophyta; Magnoliopsida; Solanales; Convolvulaceae. The record is from the annotation of a GenBank genome assembly.
GUCAACAAAGCUGCUCGCUCCUAUUCCCACUACUACAGUCCUACAUACACCCCCACCCCCACUCCCACUCCCACAGAAUGAACCUCAAGAUCAUUUCCUUCGUUUCCUUUCCUUCCGAAGAAUUAUACGGACAUGCCGGAGAGAGCAUCUGCUAUCUCAUCCUCAACUACCUCAGUCAGAUCGACAUUACUAUUACGCUUCUUGGCCGGGAGAAGCGAUACCGGCGGACCACCACCUCAGCUCAUCGAUCCGGCGGCGGCGGUUUAGCGGAUGACAUUUCUUCUCGUCAGCCUUGGUGGAGGAGGCCGGCCAGGGCCAGACAGAGAGGGAGGAGCUGUUGCUGUGCUUACGGGAAGAAGAGAAGACAAGAUGCAAUUGUUUAGGCAGAAGACUGGGCCCAAAGCUUCUUGGAAGAACUGAUGAUUCAGGGAGGCUGCUUAAGGAUUUCAUUAAGAUACUCAAUCAAGUGAGAUCUGAGGAUGUGCCAGCAGAUUUGAAGCUCCCAGAUUCUUUCACUCAACUCGUCUCUGAAAUGAAAAACAAUAAACACAGCACAAAAGAAUUUGUACUUAUAUUGAAGGGAAUGAUGGAGAGAUCUCAAAGGGAGAUUAGAGAAUCUAAAUUUGCAGAGUUGAUGAAUAAACACUUUGCUGCAAGUUCAAUCCCAAAGGGCAUUCAUUGUCUCUCACUCCGGUUAACUGAUGAGUAUUCAUCCAAUGCUAAUGCACGUAAACAAUUGCCUUCACCAGAGCUACUCCCUUUGCUCUCUGACAACUCCCUACACCAUUUUGUAUUGUCAACUGAUAACAUCCUAGCUGCUUCCGUGGUGGUCAAUUCUGCUGUCCAGUCAUCUCUUAAACCUGAAAAGAUUGUUUGUCAUGUCAUUACUGACAAGAAGACUUAUCCCGGGAUGCAUUCAUGGUUUGCUCUAAAUCCCGUCUCUCCUGCUACUGUUGAAGUAAAAGGUGUUCACCAGUUUGACUGGUUGACAAGAGAGAAUAUUCCAGUGCUUGAAGCUGUGGAGAGUCAUAGUGUUAUACGUAAUUAUUACCAUGGGAAUCAUGUUGCAGGAGCCAAUCUUAGUGAUAUUACUCCACGCUCUUUUGCCUCGAAAUUGCAGACUAGAAGUCCGAAAUAUAUAUCCUUACUCAACCAUCUUCGCAUAUAUUUGCCUGAGCUUUUCCCAAAUCUGGAUAAAGUUGUUUUCUUAGAUGAUGAUGUUGUAAUUCAGCGUGAUUUAUCUCCACUCUGGGACAUUGAACUUAAAGGAAAGGUUAAUGGUGCUGUUCAGAAAUUACUUCAACUUUUCUCAUCCUCUAAUAGCAAAGAACUUGAGCCCUGAUGAUUGUGCAUGGGCUUAUGGAAUGAAUAUCUUUGACUUGUCUGCAUGGAGAAAGACUAAUAUAAGAGAAACUUACCACAAAUGGGUCAAAGAGAAUCUGAAUUCAAACUUGACAAUGUGGAAGCUUGGAACACUCCCGCCUGCUUUGAUUGCAUUCAAGAACUACAUUCACCCAAUUGACUCCUCUUGGCACAUGCUUGGUUUAGGCUACCAGAGCGAGACAAACGUGGAGAAUGUUAAGAAAGCUGCUGUAAUUCAUUACAAUGGGCAGUCAAAGCCAUGGUUGGAGAUAGGGUUUGAACAUCUCCGACCAUUUUGGACCAAAUAUGUGAACAAUUCUAAUGACUUCAUUAGGAAUUGCCACAUCCUGGAGUAGACUGAAUCUCAAGAUAGCAGAGAAGUAUUGAAAGCCAUCAUCAUAUAACUUGAGCCCACUUUUUUUGGAGGCAAGAUAGUUUUGUCAACUCUCUGAUCUCUUUUUUCAAUGAGAAUGGAGCGUUAUUCUUUGAGUGUUGUAUUAUAUCCCGUCCAUGUCUAUUUGUUUAAUUGGGUAAAAUAUUGUUUUCGCAUUUUACCUUUUACAGCAGCUUAUGGUUCUACCCGCUAGGAGGGGAACGUGAGGCAUUGAAGUAAGGCUCCUGACCCUCCCCUCCCCAAAAAGCUGAUGGAGGUUAUUCUUUAACUUGGUUUUAUUUUUAAAUGUUGGCUAUGGUUUCGGUCAGCAUUUCUCCUCACUGUAAUUGUAGUCAUCAGUAUGAUAUAAUCAUAUAAUUGUAGGUUGUGGGAACACGAAAUACAGGUAUAUUGACCAUGAAUACUGGUUGAGAUGAUCUUUUUGUUGGGAAUGCUGAGUGCUUAUGAGGAUCAUGUUGUGAAACACUUGUACUCUUUAGAUAUGUCUGUUGGGAAUCAUCAUAGAUUGUAUACUGUAUAUGCUUAACUGUUCAGCCCGCCUGGAAUUCGCAUCAUCUGCCCUUCUCAAUUACUCAUGAGUUCAUCGACAAUGACGUAUGGUCUUCCAUUACUGCCCAACUAAACUCUUUCUAUAUACAGUUUCUAUGCCCAUAUGAAAACAU